UUUUAAGGAAUACAGCUGUACCGUCUCUCCCAAACAAAAUACGCACACGCUGAGACGAUCACUCUUUCACUUCACUCCCUCUCUUUCAAAACCCUAACAAUGGAGGAUGUAGUUGAAGAAACCCCCAAACUGGACGCCAAGAUCGAAUUAGUGGAUCAAAACGACAAGAACAAGACUGUGACCACAUUUUCUUCGUUGGCUGAUUUCACUGAAUCAUCACUUCAAAUUUUAGAUCACAAGACUCCGUUCUUCAAAUCACGAUCUCGUCGGAGGAGGACAGAUACUUGGAUCAUUUCCAUCUUCGUUAUCUUCCACUUGAUUGCAUUCAUCGCCACGAUGAUCGUCAACGAUUGCAGUACUAACUCUCACGGCGACUGCGCUAUCAAAUCGCUUGGCAGAAUGUCCUUUCAGCCCCUCUCUGAAAAUCCCUUCCUCGGUCCCUCUGCUUCCACGUUUGAUAAGAUGGGGGCAAUUCGAAAAACUUUGCUGAUCGAACAUCGAACUUGGCAUUUAUUCUCAUGUCCAUGGUUGCAUGCUGGGCUCAUUCACCUUAUCAUCAACCUCAUAUGUGUUAUCUUCUUAGGAAUUUACCUAGAACAAGAGUUUGGACCACUAAGGGUUGGGAUAAUCUACACAGUUUCUGCCUUUUUUGGCACCUUGGUGACUGCACUUUUUGUUCGAGAUAGCCCAGUAGUUAGUUCCUCUGGUGCUCAGUUUGGCUUACUCGGUGCUACACUUUCUGCACUUAUAAGGAACUGGAAACUUUACACUAAUAAGACUGCAGCUGUGCUGAUACUUCUUGUUGUCUUUGUGUGCAAUUUCCUACUUGGGUUGCUACCAUUUGUGGACAACUUUUCAAACAUUGGAGGUCUUAUAUCAGGAUUUCUACUUGGAUUUGUUCUGCUGUUCACUCCUCAGCUCAGGCAAGCGGCACAAAAGAAAUCUGGACUUUAUGAAUACGGCUUAAAAAGUGUCCUUACGUGGAAACAGAAGCUGGACAGGCCUAUACUGAGGAGUGUUUCUCUUCUCCUUUUCACUUUGCUAUUCUUUGGAUUUCUUGCAGCAGCACUCCAGGGCAUCAAUAUAAGCAAGUAUUGCAAGCGGUGUGGGUAUUUUGACUGCAUCCCAUCCAAAAGUUGGAGUUGCAAUGACGUGACAACUUCUUGUGAGACAAUGUCAAGUGAUACAGAGCUGACUCUGACUUGCAUGGAAAAUGGCAACUUCAAGGUUUUAACCUUCAGAAACAUUUCGCAAGCUAGGAUAAGGGACUUGUGCACUCUUAUUUGCUCCUGAAACUUGUAAUCUGGUAAUAACUUUCGAGACCUGUAGACAUUUUUUGACUCCCAUAUAGAUUUUGUAGAAAGAAAUAUAGCAAUUGUACAGCAUAUGUUGUUACAACUUACAAGCUUGUGGACUUAGCUAAAAAUCUAUUGCCAUUAAAUAUAUAUAUUAGCACUUUUUUUUUUUG
Molecule: messenger RNA, 1468 nt
Organism: Mercurialis annua (annual mercury)
Lineage: Eukaryota; Viridiplantae; Streptophyta; Magnoliopsida; Malpighiales; Euphorbiaceae
Product: RHOMBOID-like protein 8
Exons: 6
Coding region: 100-1293 (397 amino acids)
Biological process (GO): proteolysis
Cellular component (GO): membrane
Molecular function (GO): serine-type endopeptidase activity
Source: RefSeq, a predicted model, not a curated record